Molecule: messenger RNA, 920 nt
Organism: Ruditapes philippinarum (Manila clam)
Lineage: Eukaryota; Metazoa; Mollusca; Bivalvia; Venerida; Veneridae
Exons: 1
Coding region: 1-882 (293 amino acids)
Source: RefSeq, a predicted model, not a curated record
AUGCAUAAAAUGAAAGGAAGUAUGGGAAAGUUUCUCAUUUUACGUCUUGGUUUUAUUACAGUUUUAAUGUUGACGUUAGUUAUUGUAUACGAAACGGAAAAGGGGCAAUGUUUCUUGAAAUGGUGUUUAAGAAAGACUUUGAUACACGCAUUAGGAGAUACGGAGUUAAAACGUGCAACUGAAAGCCGUUGCCUAGUGCAGAAUAUGUACAAAAAGAAUUACUUUGAUGACAACAUAUGCGAACUUUGCGAGAAUAAUUCAUUUGAAGAGAUAAAUACUAAUGUUGAAGAUGACAUAAGUGAUUCUAUGCAUUUGGAAGUACCGUUAGUUAUUAAUAACUCGGUAAAAAGCUUUGAAAACAGUUUACGAGCGUUCGCUCAGUUGUUUCUGUUAAAUGAAAAGUUGGAAUUGUUCCAACCAUGCCAAUUUAAAUCUAACAUUAAAUCAAAGGUAAGGGAGCAUAGACAGCUCUUGCAGUUGGUUUCGUCCGGAAAAAUCAAAUCAUUUUACUCAUUAUGGGAAAACUGCGCUGACAUAUCAUAUAAGGCUUUCAGACAGUUUUAUGAAAGACCAACGAUUUUGGGCAACAAUGUUCAGUUGACGGGAACAAAUUGGGCAUUUAUGUGCUCUGAUUUUGAAAGUAAAAUGUUUCGGAAUAUUGAAACAUUUUCUCAAAUUGUUACCUUGCUUGUUCAAAAGGGUUCUGUGGAAAUACGUCUUGUGCCCAUUGAAGGGUGUCUAAAUAUCUGCUCUACGCUAACAACGUAUAUAUCAAGCAGGGACAUGCUUGUCUUCAGCGGAAAUCUGUACAGUUUGUACAUACGACCAUCUUGCUAUAGCGAAGAAAUUCUUCUGAUUGGAGUAGGAGGGUACAUUGACUAACAUAUUAAAUUCAAAGAGAAGUUGUUAUGGUUGUUUUU